Molecule: messenger RNA, 1449 nt
Organism: Bipolaris oryzae ATCC 44560
Lineage: Eukaryota; Fungi; Ascomycota; Dothideomycetes; Pleosporales; Pleosporaceae
Exons: 3
Coding region: 1-1449 (482 amino acids)
Biological process (GO): transmembrane transport
Cellular component (GO): fungal-type vacuole membrane
Molecular function (GO): transmembrane transporter activity
Source: RefSeq, a predicted model, not a curated record
AUGUUCAACUCUUGGGGUCUUGUAAACGCUUACGGUACUUGGUCUUCAUACUACGUCGGCUACUCACUACGAGGAGUUGACCAGCUCGAACUAAACUUGGUGGGAUCGACUCAGUCUGCCCUUGUACUGUUGUUCUCCAACGUCGUUGGGCGAUUACUGGACGCUGGACAUUUCCGCAAGGUGAUCGGUUGCGGCACGUUCCUCGUACCGUUUGGUCUCUUCAUGCUUAGUGUUGUACACCCCAGUGACAUUGAAGCCAUGGCAAGCUUUGGCACUGUCUGGGUCACCCAGGGCUUCGUCGUUGGCCUCGGAAUGGCAACUUUCUUUGUAUCUAGCUCUCAAGUUGCUUCUACAUGGUUCCCCAAACGAAGAGGACUCGCCGUAGGCUACGUUGCCUGCGGUGCUAGCGUAGCUGGUGUAAUCUACCCCACCAUGCUUCGUUACCUCAUCGACGCUGUUGGUUUUAACAACGCUGUCCGUUAUGUUGCGACUCUCACUUCGGUGACAUGCAUCUUCUCGUUCAUCUUCUGCACUCCGGACCCAGCCCACGAGCAUCAUACACCACAGACAUGGUGCAAUAUCAGGACAUGGGUUGAUAUGGAAGCUUUCCGUAACAAAGCCUGGUGCUGGUUCACCGCUGGUGUUGCCUUUAUGUUCUUUGGCUUCUAUCCUGUCUUCUUCAAUCUUGAGGAAUGGGCAUCAGUACGCGGAUUUGGCACUCGUGAACAGGUCAGGUCGCCAAUCACUCCCCAAACCCCAACCGAUCGACCUUUGCAGACAUUCUGGCUUCUGGUCAUUGUCAAUGGUGCCUCAACCGUCGGACGUAUGCUUCUGGCUCAUUUCUCAGACAAAAUCGGUGCCAUCAAUAUGCACAUCGGCUCCCAGUUGACCGCUUCCUUGCUGACACUCUUUCUCUGGACAUUCGCAGGGUCGGAGACAGCUGCUCUCGCAUUCUGUGUCGUAUUUGGUGUCUUCUCUGGUAUGGUUAUUGGCCUACCCCCGGCAUCUAUCGGCAACAUUCUCAACUGCUCCUACACUGCGCCAGAUACCAGACAUUUUGCAAAGAAGAAACUCGGCCACUGGACUGGCAUGAUGUACACCUUUGCUGCCAUCCCGGCCCUCACUGGCCCCAUCAUUGCCGGACACCUCAUCACCCGUUACCAGACCUACCUCACAGUUCAACUGUGGUCUGGCACUAAUCUAUUGCUCUCAUGUCUCUGCAUGGCCGUGUCUCGCUGGUACCUGCCAUGCAGCAAUGGUCAGCGUGUUGGGGAAAUUCUCAAGGCCAAAUGCGGCAAAUCCGAAAUAUCUGAGAAGCGGAAAAGUAGUGAUGGCACCGAGUCAUCGCCUGAUCCAUUGUCACAGGCCCCAACUCGCGUUCCCAGCAACAACGUCUCGCGAAACGCAUCUUCCGAGAGCAUUUACGACCAUCAAGGCCGCAUGGCAUAA